AUGGCGACGAGGAUAAAGAAAGUUCGGAUUCCACUAUACAUCUAUCUGUUCGCUCGAUACUUCGGCGCAGGUGUCAUCGUGGCGACUGCAUUCAUACAUCUCCUCGACCCAGCAUACGCCGAGAUAGGGCCAAAUACCUGCGUAGGCAUGACUGGUGGCUGGGCAGAGUACUCGUGGCCUCCUGCAAUCGCCUUGACAUCCUGCAUGGUCGUCUUCCUCAUGGAUUUCGCCGCCGAACGGUAUGUGGAGGAAAAGUACGGACUUGCGCACGGUCUCUCGGCGGAACAGACAGAUGCUGCUGCUGGCAUGCAGCGCCAUGGCUCCAUCGACGCCGCCGCACUACGAUACUCGAUGUCUCAUAGGCCGUCACAUCUGGCUGCAGCGCCACAUCACAGCCAUCAGCAUCUUCACUCCGGCGAGCAGGACUACCCUGCGCUCUCGCCAGCGAAUGCCCAGUCCACGGAAUCAAAGGAGCUUGAGAUGGGUAAUGGGAGCACCGAGGUGGGAAGUAUUGACAGCGAGAAAGAAAGGGCGGUCACUACGGCUUUUCAACAACAAAUUGCGGCAUUCUUGAUCCUGGAGUUUGGCGUGAUCUUUCACAGCGUGAUCAUUGGCUUGACGCUUGGCACUGCUGGAGCAGAGUUCUCCGUCCUGUACCCUGUCAUCGUCUUCCACCAGUCUUUCGAAGGCCUUGGUAUCGGCGCUCGUCUAUCAGCCAUCCCGUUCCCGAGACGACUCAGCUGGAUGCCAUGGUGGCUUUGUGCCGUCUAUGGGUUGACUACACCUAUCGCCAUCGCAGUGGCUCUGGGUGUGCGUACAACGUACAAUGCUGGCAGCUUCACAGCCAACAUCGUCUCUGGCGUGUUGGACGCGACCUCGGCUGGAAUCUUGUUAUAUACCGGCCUGGUGGAGCUGCUGGCGAGAGACUUCCUAUUCAAUCCUGAUCGUACGCACGACGAUCGUCGGCUGACUUUCAUGGUCUGCUGUGUUCUACUUGGCGCUGGUAUCAUGGCUCUCCUGGGCAAGUGGGCGUAG
Molecule: messenger RNA, 1035 nt
Organism: Recurvomyces mirabilis
Lineage: Eukaryota; Fungi; Ascomycota; Dothideomycetes; Mycosphaerellales; Teratosphaeriaceae
Exons: 3
Coding region: 1-1035 (344 amino acids)
Biological process (GO): zinc ion import across plasma membrane
Cellular component (GO): plasma membrane
Molecular function (GO): high-affinity zinc transmembrane transporter activity
Source: RefSeq, a predicted model, not a curated record